CCCCGCCCGGAGGUCCCUCGUGGAGCUGCCGCCGCCGCCGCCGCCGCCGCCGCCGCGGAGGAGGAGGAGGAGGAUGAAGGACAAACAGAAGAGGAAGAAGGAGCGCACGUGGGCCGAGGCCGCGCGCCUGGUGUUAGAAAACUACUCGGAUGCUCCAAUGACACCAAAACAGAUUCUGCAGGUCAUAGAGGCAGAAGGACUAAAGGAAAUGAGAAGUGGGACAUCUCCUCUUGCGUGCCUCAAUGCCAUGCUACAUUCCAACUCGAGAGGAGGAGAAGGGCUAUUUUAUAAGUUGCCUGGCCGAAUUAGCCUUUUCACACUCAAGAAGGAUGCUGUGCAGUGGUCUCGAAAUGUAGCUGCAGCGGAUGGAGACGAGCCAGAGGACUCAGCUGAUGUGGAAAGCUGUGGGUCUAAUGAAACCAGCACCGUGAGUGGUGAAAAUGAUGUAUCUCUGGAUGAAACAUCGUCGAAUGCAUCCUGUUCUACAGAGUCUCAGAGCCGGCCCCUCUCCAAUUCCAGGGACAGCCACAGGGCUUCCUCACAGGCAAACAAACAAAAGAAAAAGACGGGGGUCAUGCUGCCUCGUGUCGUCCUGACUCCUCUGAAGGUAAACGGGGCCCACGUGGAGUCUGCGUCAGGGUUCUCAAGCCGCCAUGCUGAUGGUGAAAGCGGAAGCCCGUCCAGUAGCAGCAGUGGCUCUCUGGCCUUGGGCAACACUGCUAGUCGAGGCCAGGCAGAGGUCACCCGAGACCCUGCCCCACUCUUGAGAGGCUUCAGGAAGCCAGCUACAGGUCAGAUGAAGCGCAACAGAGGGGAAGAGGUAGAUUUUGAGACACCUGGGUCCAUUCUUGUCAACACCAACCUCCGUGCUCUGAUAAACUCUCGGACCUUCCAUGCCCUGCCAGCACAUUUCCAGCAGCAACUCCUCUUCCUCCUGCCUGAAGUGGAUAGACAGGUGGGAACAGAUGGCCUGCUGCGCCUCAGCAGCAGCGCACUCAAUAAUGAGUUUUUCACCCAUGCAGCUCAGAGCUGGCGGGAACGCCUUGCUGAUGGUGAAUUCACUCAUGAGAUGCAAGUCAGGAUAAGACAGGAAAUGGAAAAGGAGAAGAAGGUGGAGCAAUGGAAGGAAAAGUUCUUUGAGGACUACUAUGGACAGAAAUUGGGUUUGACCAAAGAAGAAUCAUUGCAGCAGAAAGUGGGCCAGGAGGAGGCCAAAACCAAGAGUGGAUUGUGUGUCCCAGGAGAACCAGCACGGCCACAGCGUGGGCCCACCACCCGUCAACGGGAUGGGCACUUUAAGAAACGUUCUCGGCCAGAUCUCAGAACCAGAUCCAGAAGGAAUCUGUACAGAAAACAGGAGCCAGAACAAGCAGGAGUUGCUAAGGAUGUAAAUUCUGCACCAGAUGUUUUACUCUCCAAAGAUGGGAAUGCUAAGACCAACUCAGAAGGGGUGAGCAGUCCCCCUAGGCCAGAUGUGUCCUCUGUAGCCUCUGGACAGGAGGGUUCCAAGUGUCCCAGUGAACCUGUGGCUUCCCGGAUCCAAGCAGAAACGGACAAUUUGGCAUGUGCCUCUACAUCUCCAGACAGAAUCCCUAGCUUACCUCAGGAAACUGUGGCUCAAGAGACAAAGGAUCAGAAGAGGAAAUCCUUUGAGCAGUCGGCCUCUGCAUCCUUUCCCGAAAAGAAGCCCCGGCUUGAAGAUCGUCAGUCCUUUCGUAACACAAUUGAAAGUGUUCACACCGAAAAGCCACAGCCCACUAAAGAGGAGCCCAAAGUCCCGCCCAUCCGGAUUCAACUUUCACGUAUCAAACCACCCUGGGUGGCUAAAGGUCGGCCCACUUACCAGAUAUGCCCCCGGAUUGUCCCCAUCACGGAGUCCUCCUGCCGGGGUUGGACUGGUGCCAGGACCCUCGCAGACAUUAAAGCCCGUGCUUUGCAGGCCCGAGGGGCGAGAGGCCACCACUGCCAUCGAGAGGCGGCAACCACUGCCAUCGGAGGGGGGGGUGGCCCGGGUGGAGGUGGCAGUGGGGCCAUCGAUGAGGGAGGUGGCAGAGGCGGCGGCAGUGGUGAUGGUGGUGAGGCCUGUGGCCACUCUGAGCCCAGGGGAGCCCCAAGCACCUCUGGAGAGAGUGCGUCAGAUCUACAGCGAACACAACUACUGCCGCCUUGUCCUCUGAGUGAAGAGCACACUCCAGCUGAAGCUGCCUUGCCCAGAGCCAGAGGAGAGGACGACGUGGCUUCUCUCAGAAAGGAGGAGAGCUGCCUAUUACAGAGGGUCCCAGGUGUGCUUACAAGUGGGCUGGAAGAUGCCUCCCAACCCCCUAUUGCUCCCACUGGAGAUCAGCCGUGCCAGGCUUUGCCACCACUGUCCUCCCAAACUCCGGUGACUGAGAAGUUAGCAGAGCAGCCUAAGUUGCUUCUAGAUGGUAGAACUGAGUGUGAGUCUGGUAAUACUUCCUGGGAGAAGGGUAGUGAGGAUCAAGGACCCACUCUCCCCUCAGAGAAUGGUUCUGUACAGUCUCCAGUGGGAGAUGUAUUAGGAGGAAAUGGCCAGGCCUUUGAUGAUAAUCCCAGGGUGAAAGAGCUUGUCAGUGUGACACCUGCGUUUAUAUCUGAAUUGUCAUUGGCUAAGUACCUACAAGAUGAAUCUGCUGAUGAUGGAUUAGGACUUGGUGACACAGGCCCCCUCAAAAGGGAAAGUGAUAGACAAGAAUCUUUGAAUACUGAAGCUUUUGCAUCUGGUGGUACUGCCUCCUGGGUACCCGUUCUGUCAAAUUAUGAGGUAGUGAAAGAGUCUGAGCCAGAAACCAGAGAAAAUGCACCAUUUCUGGAGCCCAGGGAUGAAGAGGAAUGGGAAAGAGCUGUUCCCCUCAUGGCUGCCAUGCCUGGGGAGUUGGCAGCCACGGGUGCGCCCCACUCUGAGAGCUGUGCUUCACUCUGGACAGCACCUCCUCCUGGAACCAUGGGCAGCACUUGCAGUGAUGGUGAGCAGGUGGACCUUGAAAGACUGGAGAUGAAAAGCAUAUCUGAAACUCCAAGUCCUCACGGUGAGUCCACAGAUACAGCCUCUGACUCUGAAGGCCACCUCACCGAGGACGGCAGUGAGGUGGAUGCAAGUGAAGCCAUGGAGGCAAAGGGGUUGGUGGUGGGCAGGAGUGGAAAGCAGGACUGGGCCCCAUCCUCCUCGCUGUCCAAGGUGAGCAGGAACCUAAGUGUGCUUACAAGGACAGAAGGGAUAGCGGCUUCUCAGAGCUGGGUGUCUAGAGUAUGUGCAGUCCCACCCAAGAUCUCAGACUCCCUGCUGCUAUCCAGUACUGAAUGCCAGCCCAGGUCUGUGUGCCCACCUAAGCCUGGUUCUUCGGUGGAGGUUACCAACCCUCUUAUGAUGCACCUGCUGCACGGUAACUUACCUCUCGAGAAGGUUCUUCCUCCAGGUCACAGAAGCAGCAAGCCAGAAUCCCCACAGUUGCCAUUUAGAGACCAGAGCCAGGAUAGAGGUACUGUACAAGGUACUGGGGAAGACAAUCGCCUAGUUGCCAGAAGCAGCUCUGGUUCUGCACUAGCUUUGAAGGAGUCUCUUCUGGCCCAGAGCUAUGCAGCAAGCACUGGUCUUGGCAGGGCAAAGGCCUCCCAGGCUCCUGGAAUGCCCCAGAAGAUUGCAUCGAUGGUUCCAAGUUUAGACUCCCAGCAUCCAGUGACAGAACUGACACCUUCCUCUGGCAGCCUGGAAGAAAUAGAUUCCAAAGAGCAUUUCUCUUCCUUCCUUUGUGAAGAGCAGAAAGAAGCCCAUUCCCAGUCCCAAGGCAGUGAUCCAGGUACUGCCUCAGGCCAGUGUCCAGGAGAUCACACUACCUCCGAAGUGCCAUGUUUCUCCUCUGCAAAUGUGAGCCUCUCCUUUGGUCCUGAGCAGACAGAUAGGACCCUGGGUGAUCAGAACAAUGCUGGUAGUCAAGAGAAGAAACUAUCUGGUCCUAGGAAUACGAUCCCCAUCCUUCAGUGCCCCAGGUCUGGAGAGCAGACACCACUACCUGCUGAGGUCCCUCCAGUUUUUCCCAGUCGGAAGAUAGAACCAAGCAAAAACUCGGUAUCUGAUGGUGUGCAGACUGCAAGGGAAGACUGGACGCCAAAGCCAUCACCUGGCUCUGCUGGUGGCAACAAGACAGAGCAGACGUUCUCGAGGGAUCCACUUAAGGCAGAUGCAGAGGAUAGAAAAGCUGCAGGGUGUAGUCCUCUGGAACUAGUAGGUCACUUGCAAGGGAUGCCUUUUGUUGUGGACCUGCCUUUCUGGAAAUUACCCAGAGAGCCAGGGAAAGGGCUAAGUCAGCCCCUGGAGCCUUCUUCCAUUCCCUCCCAAUUCAACAUCAAGCAGGCUUUGUAUGGGAAGUUUUCUAAACUACAGCUGAGUCCCACCAGCUUUAAUUACUCCUCCAGCUCUGCCACCUUUCCCAAAGGCCUUGCUGGAAGUGUGGUGCAGCUGAGCCACAAAGCCAGCUUUGGUGCAGGCCACACUGCAUCACUCUCCCUGCAAAUGUUCACUGACAGCAGUGCGGUGGAAAGCAUCUCUCUCCAGUGUGCAUGCAGCCUGAAAGCCAUGAUCAUGUGCCAAGGCUGCGGAGCAUUCUGCCAUGAUGACUGCAUUGGACCCUCAAAGCUCUGUGUAUUGUGCCUUGUGGUGAGAUAAUAAAUUAUGGCCAUUGGAAACAUUGUA
Messenger RNA from Peromyscus eremicus (cactus mouse), 4708 nucleotides. It is a transcript of the gene Asxl1, whose product is annotated as ASXL transcriptional regulator 1. NCBI's taxonomy places the organism in Eukaryota, Metazoa, Chordata, Mammalia, Rodentia, Cricetidae. Gene Ontology annotation, molecular function: peroxisome proliferator activated receptor binding; chromatin binding; DNA binding. The transcript has 13 exons. Gene Ontology annotation, biological process: animal organ morphogenesis; positive regulation of transcription by RNA polymerase II. Bases 74 to 4681 code for a protein of 1535 amino acids. Gene Ontology annotation, cellular component: PR-DUB complex. The record is from RefSeq and is a predicted model, not a curated record.